CAUUACUUGAUAAAGAUGUCUAAGUCACGUGAUGUGAUCAAAAUGGCAACUUUCAAUACACUGCCGGAUAAUAUCAUUUUAGAUAUUUUGAGUUAUUUACCUGUGAAAGAUCUUUGUUUAACCGGACGGGUAAAUAGACGAUGUAGAAGAAUUGUUCGUGAUAAUACACUGUGGCGCCAUGUUGACCUGACACCAUAUCGGUUAGACAUGUCUAAAAUGUGGAAAGUCAUUCGAGCACAUUUCUCAGAUGUUUUAAUAUCCAUGAAAAUUAGAGGCUUUUCAAAAAGUGCUGGUCCUAAAAACAAGAAAUAUUCCAUGUCCGAUGCCAUGCUUAAAGAUUUAUCUGAAAGAUGUCCAAAUAUCAAAAUACUUCAUCUGUAUCAGUGUAACACCGAUAACUUAGAUUGUCAAAAACUUCCCGCUACUCUGACAACUUUAGCUGUUCGUUCGUCCGUGUGGCAGCCACGAUGGUUCAAGUUAGACAGCAAUAAAACAGCGUUGUUACCUCAGCUAAAAUCAUUAAAUGUAUCCGGAAGUGCUCGAGUGGAUAAUUUUGACAUAGAAGAUUUAAAUCAAUGGUCGAAUUUGGAAGAACUUAUGUUAAAUGAGUGUUACAGAGUUGGGCAGAAUGGACUGACAAGUAUUGCGAUGAAUUUGACCAAAUUAAAAUACCUUGAACUCGCAGGAACCACGAUAACAGAAUUAUCUAUGCAUCAUAUUAGUCGUCAUUUGAAACUUUUAGAGAAAUUAAAUUUAUCUCGCACAGCUGGGUUAUCAGAUGCGUGUCUUGAUGAAAUCUCAUCAGGUUUAACGCAGCUCCGAUAUUUGAAUAUCUCUGGAUGUUCGGAAAUUACAUCUGGUGGAAUAAAAUCGUUGUUAUUGUUAAAACAUUUAGAAACUUUAGAUCUUACAAAUAUAAUAUCAUCAGACACCGAGUUAAAGGAUAUUCAGUCUGUGUUUUUAUGUAGAGUUAUUCAUUGAAUUACUUGUCUCUUUGUUUUGUUCACAACCCAUCAAAGAAAUGAAAUGAAAUGGGGUUUAACAUCCUACUGUUCUGCUCCGAACUGGGCUAAUGAAGACGGGCAUACGCCAUACAGUGUGCUAUGAGGGAAAUUUUUCCCGGACAGCGGCACUACGGUCUACUCUUAUAUCAAAUUCCAACUGUCAAGGGAUCUUUUACGUGCAUGCCAAUGUGUACACAGGACCUCGGUUUUUCAUACCAUCCAAACAACUAAACAGCUGACCUUGUCAGGCCGUCCUUCCUGCAUCACUGCCGGAAAUUCUGGAUGAACUUUCUCGGCCAAUGCAGGGAUCAAACACCCGACCUCCAGGCUAGCGAGCCAGCUUCUUAGCCACAGUGAUCCCCACCUAUCAAAUUGAGCAGGGGACUAUUAAAAUGGGUUUGUCUGUCUAUCCAGAUGUUAUACAAUAACUCUGCAUCUAAUUGUGGUAUAUCCAAACUCGUGGGUUUUCUCUGGGUCCUCUGGUUUCUUCUUACAGGUAAAGACCCCUACGUGCAAGGCAAUUAUGGAAAUAAAAUAGAACCAUAGGUUAGUCCCGAAAUGACCUAGUUUUGUGAGUGGAUGUUAAACCCCAUUUCUCUCUCUCUCUCUCUAUCUCUCUCUCUAAUUAUGGUAUAAUGUUCCCACUUGAUGUAAAGAUGUAAAGGUGAAGACAUUGACUGAGGUCGAUGAUGAGCUUUUUCCAUUUAGGCUAAGCAAUAUUGAGCAUUUUGAUUUGUCAAUGCUUUGAAAUAUGAUCACUCUACAUCUAAGUGUGGUGAAAUUCAGUGUAUAGUUUUCUUACAACAAUACCUUGACUAAGUUAAAAAAUGAGUAUCUUCUACUCAUUUUAGAUCACUAUAGAUCAUAAGGUCUGUCAUUGAGUCAAGUGGCGUGGUUUUGAUCCCACACUUGUGCGUGACAAGGAGUACGGUCGCCUGUCCAACCCUGUGGGUUUUCUUAGAGGUCCUCUGAUUUCCUCUCACUGCUAAAGACCCAUACAAGCAAAUUUUUAAAAUUAAAUUGACCAAAGUUUUUGUGCAGUGGACAUUAAACCCCAUUUCGCUUUCUCACAUUUUAUUAAAAGAUACAUCAUCUAUUUAUUUUUGCGUUCAGAUGGAAGAUAUUAUCUUGAUUCAUCUAGAAUCACAUUAUUAUAAUAUUUACAGUAGAAACUUUAAUCUUUAUACUUUUAUGUUUAUUAGUUAUAUAACUUUGUUCAUUGAAUGAUUGAUUUGUGACAAUGAAAUACACCUUUUGUAGAAAUUGUAAAUGAAAUGCCCACAUCAAUUGGAAGUCUUAUUCCUCAGGAA
Messenger RNA from Patella vulgata (common limpet), 2314 nucleotides. RefSeq names its product F-box/LRR-repeat protein 12. NCBI's taxonomy places the organism in Eukaryota, Metazoa, Mollusca, Gastropoda, Patellidae. Bases 16 to 981 code for a protein of 321 amino acids. Gene Ontology annotation, molecular function: protein binding. The record is from RefSeq and is a predicted model, not a curated record. Gene Ontology annotation, biological process: SCF-dependent proteasomal ubiquitin-dependent protein catabolic process. Gene Ontology annotation, cellular component: SCF ubiquitin ligase complex. The transcript is spliced from 3 exons.